AUGUCAACAGCCGCUGGCGAAGCGACUGAUCGGCCUGUGCCUGUAGAGGAUGGUGACUAUGAGUGGGAUUUAGUCACCAUCGGCGUCGGCAGCGGCGGAACCAGGGCUUCGAGAAUCGCCUCGUCGUUUGGCGCCAAGGUGGCCGCUAUCGAGCUGCCGUUCAACCCGAUCAGUUCGGAGACGCAAGGAGGCGUCGGCGGGACGUGUGUGCUGCGAGGGUGCGUUCCCAAGAAGAUCCUCGUGUACGGCUCAGCCUUCAGCUCCGAAUUCGAGGACGCAGCUGGCUUCGGGUGGAGCAUCCCAGGCACGCCCACCUUCAACUGGAAGCACCUCAUUGGCAACAAGACCCGCGAGAUUGAGCGCCUCAACGGCGUGUACAAGCGCAUUCUGAGCAAUGCUAAUGUGACGCUGGUGGAGGGGCGCGGCAAGCUGGCAGGGCCCCACGCGGUGGAGGUGACGGCGCCUGAUGGGACGGUGAAGCAGAUGACCGCCAAGCACAUCCUCAUUGCUGUUGGGGGGCGGCCACAUUUGAUCGACAUCCCUGGCAAGGAGUACGCCAUAACGUCAGACGAGGCGCUCAGCCUGGCGGAGUUCCCCAAGCGCGUGGUCAUUGUGGGCGCAGGCUACAUCGCAGUGGAGUUUGCAGGCAUCUUCCACGGCAUGGGCGCCGAUGUGCACCUCGUGUACCGCCAGCCCACGCCCCUGCGGGGCUUCGAUGAGGAGAUGAGGGGAGUGGUGGCGCAGAACCUGGCCACCAGAGGCAUGAAUCUGCACCCCUCCACCAACCCCACCAAGAUCGAGAAGACAGCAUCGGGCACGUAUGUGCUGCACACGGAUAAGGGAGAAGCUCUUGAAGCGGAUGUGGUCAUGUUCGCCACUGGUCGUGCGCCCAGCACGCACAACCUGGGCCUGGAGAAUGCGGGGGUGGAGACGGAUAGCAUUGGGGCGAUCAAGGUGAGCGCGUGGUCGCAGACAAACGUGCCGAGCGUGUGGGCCGUGGGGGACGUCACCAACCGCAUCAACCUCACGCCUGUGGCCCUCAUGGAGGGGCACUGCUUCGCGCGCACCGUCUUUGGCAACGACCCUGACACGCCCGACUUUGAGAAUGUCGCCUCUGCUGUCUUCUGCCAGCCGCCCCUGGCAGUGGUGGGUCUGACGGAGAAGCAGGCAGUGGAGAACUCAAGCAGCGAUGUUCUCGUGUUCACGUCCUCCUUCAACCCCAUGAAGAACACUAUCUCAGGGCGAGUGGAGAAGACGUACAUGAAGCUGUUGGUGGACUCGGAGACGGACCGGGUGCUCGGUGCCUCCAUGUGCGGCCCUGAUGCCGCUGAGAUCAUGCAGGGACUUGGCAUUGCAAUGAAGUGCAACGUCACCAAGAAGCAGGUUGAUUCCACAGUGGGGAUACACCCAACAGCUGCAGAGGAGUUUGUCACCAUGCGGACACCCUCACGCCGUCUGCCUGGGAUGAAGAAGAAAGAGUAG
Messenger RNA from Closterium sp. Naga37s-1, 1482 nucleotides. The record is from the annotation of a GenBank genome assembly. NCBI's taxonomy places the organism in Eukaryota, Viridiplantae, Streptophyta, Zygnematophyceae, Desmidiales, Closteriaceae.